Messenger RNA from Debaryomyces hansenii CBS767, 1086 nucleotides. RefSeq lists its product as uncharacterized. The transcript has a single exon. The coding region runs from base 1 to 1086 and encodes 361 amino acids. Lineage: Eukaryota; Fungi; Ascomycota; Pichiomycetes; Serinales; Debaryomycetaceae. The record is from RefSeq and is a predicted model, not a curated record.
AUGGAAAUUCGUAAGGAAGAAUUUGAAUCAGCUCUGAAGAUGAUGAAAUUGCCAGUGGAAAUAAUAGUUUAUAUUCUCGAAAUUCUAGAGGCAAAAGGAAAAUUGAAGCCAAAAUAUCUAAGGGUUUGUAAAUUGUUUUACCUAAUAGCACUUCCGAUGAUAUAUAGGAGACCUACUUUAAAAGCAACCAAUUUUUUUGCUUUUGUAGAUACCAUAUCGUCCAACAAAACCAUCGGUAAUAAUAUUAGAGAGCUAGAUCUUUCCUACAUUAUUCAGACAGGUAAAAAUGCUUUUGUUGCUAAGCUAUUAAAAAGAUCUAGAGCAAACCUAGAAGUUUUCGUUGCUCCUCAAACAAGUUUUGGACUAGGGCCACUAAUAGCAUUAAAGAACUGCACGAAAUUGAAAAUCCUAGAUUUAAGACUUGUGUCGGAAACUUUAAAUUUGAUAGAAUUGUUCAACUCAAUUAAUAGUUUGGAUGAAUUAACGCAUUUGUCAUUCCCGAGAUCAUCUAUUGAAAUACACGAUUUCAAGAGUAUCCACUGGCCUACCAGACUAUCAUUUUUACGACUUUCAGGAGGUAUAACUGAUGAUUUCUUGAUGCAAUCCGAAUUCCCUUCUACAAUAACUCAGUUGGAGUUAGCACAUUGCCCAGCAAUAAAGGACUUUGGUCUACACAGCCUAUUGUUCAGUUUUGGUAAGAAUUUGACCUCCUUGAAAAUUCAGUAUCCAAUGCCUGGAUUGAAGGAUAAUGCCUUGGACUUAGUUUUCAACUAUUGCCCCAACUUGACUGUGUUGGAAAUCUCGGUUGAUUACGUUUCCAGCGCUUUUUUUGACGAAGAAAAUUUGUCUUAUUUGGCGUACCCAAGACCAUUAAAAACAUUAUAUAUAGAGAGUAGUGGAAUGCUUGGUACUUCAACCAAAUUGGAUCCUAUUGACUUAGCAAUUGCAAUAAAUGAAGACAGACUACCAUUCUUGAAGAAUAUACGGUGUACCGCAAAACUAGGUUGGGAUCCAAAAUCUGAAUAUGUUACAUUUAUAGUUGACGCAUUAGAUGAAAGAGGAGGCGGGUUAUACAUAGGUUAUUGA